Messenger RNA from Oenanthe melanoleuca, 3679 nucleotides. It is a transcript of the gene CCDC62, whose product is annotated as coiled-coil domain containing 62. Bases 229 to 2232 code for a protein of 667 amino acids. Lineage: Eukaryota; Metazoa; Chordata; Aves; Passeriformes; Muscicapidae. The transcript is spliced from 13 exons. The record is from RefSeq and is a predicted model, not a curated record.
GGGCGGGGGGCGGCGGCACCGAGAGCAGGGGAAGCCCUUGGCCUUAGGAAGGGCCGCCCCAGGCGGGCGGGACAGCGGGGGAGCCCUGCUGGCCUGCCCGGGAACGGGGGUCGCUCCCCGGGCGUGGAAGGGUCGGCGGGUGACGGGGGAGCCUCCAUCUGAGCGGGACAGCCUUGAAGCGUUCCUGGUUCCACUAAUGCCUGGCAGAGCUCUGGCUCCCAGUCCCCUAUGAGUUCAUCACUGCUGCAUUCUGCUUCGCCCCAGGCAUUUAGCCCCGAUCGCAAGAACAGCAUCAUUAGGAGGCAGAGACAGGAACUCAAGCUUUUAAUUGCAGAACUCAAGGAUCGUGACAGGGAGCUCAAUGACAUGGUGGCAGUGCAUGAGAGACACAUUCAGGCCUGGGAAGAUGAUCGCCAAAAAAUACUGAGUUUAGCAGAACGAUGCAGCUUGUUAACUAGUGAGCUGAAUGAAAGAAAUGCAAUUAUAAAAUCACUGACCAAAAGGUUAAAGUUAUUAGAAUCCCAGCAUAAUGAUAGUAAGAUAACACUUGAAAGCACACAACAGAAGUUUAAAGAGCUCACUCAAAAAGUAACAGAUUCAUCUGUUCACUGCCAGGCUCUGGAGGAGAAAAAUCAGUCUCUCCACUGCUCAGUUUUGGAACUGUCUGCUAAAACAGGCCAGCUGCAAGCAAGGGAACAGGAGCUUCUCACGAUGCUUCAGCUGAAGGACAAGGCCUUAAUUGAAACAACUGAUCAGAUUACUGAGGUUGCAUCUAAAUUUAAAACACUGGAGAAUGCAUUGCGUGCAGCAAAGUUGGAGGAAUUCAGUCGCAACAGAGAGCAGCAAGACCUCAAGCUGACACUGAAUGAUGUUGUGUUUCAAGUAAAUAAGAUGAAAGAUGUCCUCUCUGAGAAGAUGAAAGAAAGCAGCAAGCACCAGGAAGAAAUCAGUCACCUGAAACAUGAAAAUGGCUGCUUGAGGAGUGAGCUGAUACUGGCAGUGGAGGAGGCACAGAGAAAGGAUCAACUUUAUCAGUUUACCAAGUCUAAGCAAGUGCGGAUUGAAAAAGAAUUGUCCAGUUUGCGACAGGUCUGUGUAAAACAGCAGAGGGACUUACACUUCCUUCAGGUCAACUUGGAUAGCUCUCAGGAGUCCAUGCAAAAGCUUGAAAAGGCAGCAGGUGAAAGGAGCACAGGGGCCACAGUCGCUGCCUCUGAGAGCCCCAGCAAGACAGACAAGGGUAGGACUGAGGACAGCCACAGGAUGUUCGAGGAGUGUGGAACUGCACCAGUUUCAGCAAGUAGGGUAAAACCCACCCCUGAGAUGUGUGAAGUAGAUCACAGACAGUUACUGAAUGCUUCAGACUUGGAGGAAACUACCUCAGCAUUCUUAAACCAGUGUCAAAAAGCUGAGAAAGGCUUGGCCGUCCCUGCGGAAGAAGGAGAAAAGCAGGAUGUUGCAUCAAGCUUUGAUGAGCUAGACAGUGAAAAAUGUCGUGAGGCAAACAACACAAGGCCAUUGAGAAACAGGGAAAUUGCAGAGAAUGGAGUGAAAAGCAGAGAGAGAAAAUCCUUUGAGGUGUGUUUGCCUUCAUAUGAUCAUUGGCUUAACAUCAAAUCUCGUCUAGAUUUGCAAAGCACUUUGAUCCAGAACAACAUCACAUCUGACAAAACUGAUAAUGAAGAGAGAUCUGACUUUCAGUCUGGCCAGAAAAGCAGAGAGUCUCCUGUGACUUGCAAGUCUGAAUCUGAUUCCAGUAUUAAUAACUUCGCCGUAAAUAAAGAACGGUGGAAGCCACUAUCAGAUCUGGAAUGGCUGGAGAUUUUCAAACCCAAAAAGAAAGAUGGAAAUACCUGCCAUGGAAAAGAGCAGAGCUGUUUCAAGACUGCACAAGAGAUGAAAUGUACCUGCUCAAAAAGUGAAGAAAACCUGGAUAUGAAUUCCCUCCACUUGGCUUCCCUCUCAACAUCCACUCAGAAGAGCAACAUGACUCAAAAUUCUGGUGAAGAUUCCCCUCUGGACAUCAGUGACCUAGCAGUGCCUAAACCAACAAACAGAUACUUCAUGAACACAGACACCAGUUCCCUGUUCUGGAAGCUGGAGCGCUCACUGGCCCAGUCCCGACAGAUGCUGGCUGAUCUGGAGCUCAGCCUCCUACACACAGGCCCUUCCAACAUUCCCAACACCAACAACAUGAAUAAGAGGAAGAAGUUGUUUCCAUCACAGAGGUAAUUCUGAGGACCGAAGAUCAUCGACCCGGCAGCUCCAAUGGAAAGUUACCUCAUUUUUUUCUGUGGUCCUCUUGAAUGUUUGAAAGACUCACAAGUGGCAAGAAGAUGUGACUCUGUAGGAAUGUAUUUUAUCUUGAAAUAAAACAGAAUUAUGCCAAGAUUAACAAAGCUAUUUUUAUAGCUGAGAGCACAGGUUAAACACUAGCUUGUUUUUUAAGGAUCUGAAGUGUGUAAUUGUUACAACAUAGGAACUAUUUUUCUUUUUAUUUUUUUUUAUGGCGGCUCAGAAAUAUUUAUAGAGUAUGACACAGCCGAGCAUUCUCCUUUUUUUUUUAGCAUAUUGUUUUUGUUCUGGAUUUCUUGCCUUGUAGAGAGAGAUGAAUAAUGUUUAUAGGAAGUUCCCAAUUAGUGUUCUAAGCAGGAACUGCCUCCAAUGUUGCUGAAAUGGGAGAGCUGUCACCCACAAGAUGGGCAGAACAACUUUGCACACUCAGGAGCUGGUUCUUCCAACAAAAGUUUAUGGGAUCAGGUGUGUUUGCACUGUAGAGGUAGCCAAGUAUGAUGUGACCUUUUCUUAGCAUUUAAACUGGAUUUAUCUUUGCUGAUUGGGCAAGAUGUCCUGUUGCCACAAUUUUAACUUAUUUUUUAACUAAGAAAUGAAAUAAGCUAAUAAAGGUGAUACUUUGCUGUGUCUCUCUUGCCUAUUUAACACAUUUAGCACUUGAUUUCUGACACUUUUCAGCACAGACAGGAGUGGGCUGCCCAGUCCUGUGUAGGUUGGGAGCACUUUGGGAUACCAGUGCCCCUCCCACAGCCCUGUGCCAGCGUUUUUCCUGCUCAGGGUGGGAGUUUCUGCUCCAUCCACUGCCACCAAUUAUUGCAGAGGAGAACAAUACUCAGUGGAUUCCCCUUAUUAACUCUUUAAUUUCAUUUUCUGUUUUCUCUUUAAUUACUCCAGUGACAGCUUUUCCUGCAGGUAUUAAUGGCCCAGAAUUAGGUGGCCAAUUCUGAUGAGAGGUGCUGUUCUCCAGAAUCUUUCCCUGCUUGCUCGCCAGCGUUACCCACACAUGGAAGCUCAGCUGCUCCAGCUCUUUCCAGGUUUCCUCAAGCCUCUACAGUGCAUUUAUUCCUCUACCUGCACAGAACCUUCUCAGGCUCCAUCCUCACAAACUCCUGCUCUGGGUAUAACAAGAAUCCCCCCUAAAAAACCAAUGAUAACAAUUCCAUGAUGCUCACCCUGAAGCUGUGCAGCAGCUACACAGAGACAUCGGUGCAACCUCCAAGCAGCAGCUAUAUUUAAAUGUGUUUCAGGUUAUUGGAUGAACUCACUGAGUUUAAAUCCCUUGAGAGUUUAAAAUGAUGACUUUAAGAUCAAUAUAGAAAACUGAGCUCAAGCGAUUGAGGAUCUCAAUUGGGGAUCUGCAGAGCCUUAGGAUUUUGUGUCGGGC